AUGUACCGCAGUUCUAUAGUGAUUGUGCUUACGUGCAUAUUCAAUGUCAUAUCAGCAAUUGGAUUCUCAGGUGUGAUUAAGAACAUACCCAAUGAUGUACCAGAACUAGGCAAGGAGUUGCGACAAACAAUACCAAACUUGAACAACUAUGCUCUGAGAGUCAAGGUUGACCUCUACAAACUCAAUGAUAAGGGAAAGAACCACGAUUUUUCUCCCGUAUCAGCUACUGUUGGUCAAAAUUAUCAAUUCAAAUAUAAAGACUUGUCAGAAGGAGAGUACGAAUUGAUUAUUAAUUCAUACGACUUUGCGUUUGCAAACAAUAGAUACAGAUUAUUGGUUGACGAAGGCAAGGUUCUGGCCUAUGAAGACCCUUUGGGUCAAUCACACAACAACCAAUCACUAGCCGUGGAAGUGAGCCACCAGACACCUUUGGAAAUACAGUUUAGAGAAGUGAAGCAAUUUUACGAGAAAUCAGGAGGAUCAGUAUUUGAUAUGGUACUCAACAGUCCUUUUGGAUUCAUUUUCAGAAACAAGACGUACACCAUUAUAUUUAUUGUCUUAAUGACGAUUUCGGUAGCUCCUACCAUUGCUCAAUGGGUUAAUCCAGAGUUUGCUGAGCAAUUCAAAGAAGUUCAAGCAGAAGUGGCCCAACUGAGAUUACAAAAGUCAGAAGCAACUGAAUCACAAGAAGUAUUAGCAGUAGCUGGAUCCACUGGAGCAAAAAGGGCUAGUGGCACAAUCAAGAAGAGAAGAUAG
This is a messenger RNA of Lodderomyces margitis, 756 nucleotides long. RefSeq lists its product as uncharacterized. The record is from RefSeq and is a predicted model, not a curated record. NCBI's taxonomy places the organism in Eukaryota, Fungi, Ascomycota, Pichiomycetes, Serinales, Debaryomycetaceae. The transcript has a single exon. The coding region runs from base 1 to 756 and encodes 251 amino acids.